This is a messenger RNA of Cokeromyces recurvatus, 2608 nucleotides long. RefSeq names its product Muniscin C-terminal mu homology domain-containing protein. Gene Ontology annotation, cellular component: plasma membrane; cytoplasm. The record is from RefSeq and is a predicted model, not a curated record. Bases 139 to 2535 code for a protein of 798 amino acids. Lineage: Eukaryota; Fungi; Mucoromycota; Mucoromycetes; Mucorales; Mucoraceae. The transcript has 13 exons.
CUUUUUUUUUUUUCUUCUUUUUUCUUCUUCUUCACCACUGUUAUUUUCUUCUCCCAUUCCAUUCCCUCUUCUCUCCUUUUAAAUAUAUUUACAGAAUUUUAUUUUAUUUUUUCUUUUUCUCUUCCAUUCUAAAUUAUCAUGACAAUUGGGAUUAAAGAAAAAAGCUCUUAUGUCAGUACAUUUAUUACUGCUUAUCCCAGGAAUGGGAUUGAUUCCCCGCAUGCUCGCUUAUUAUCUGCCUUGAAGUUAAAUGAAGAAUUUGCGGAAUACUUUAAGGACAGAGCACAAAUUGAAGAUGCAUAUGCUAAAAGUAUUGCAAAAUUAAUGAAGAAAAAUUAUAUUUCAAACAAAUCAGCUUUAGGAACAUUUUUACCAAUAUGGGAAACUCUUCAUAAUGAGCUUUCUCAACUAGCUACUAUUCAUAGUGAAUAUUCCACAAUAGUUACUGAACAAAUUGAAAAACCAUUAAAAAUGUCUAUUCUCAAUAAUCCUGACUAUACUGAUACACAUGAGCUAAAUAGUCAUCUUCAAAAAAUUGCUCGAGGAUAUGAUGAUUUGGAAAAUAAAAUCCAAAAACACAAGAAAAGUACUAAAAGUGAAGGAAAAGUUGCUGAAUACAUGAAGCAGCAAGAAAAGAAAUUAGCAGAAUGGAAUAGAGAUGCUCCAGAAUAUUUAAAGAAACAUCAAAAUAUCGAUGAAUUUAGAUUAGAGAAUUUAAAAAACAUGAUUUCUAAGUUCGAAUAUAUACAAAAAUCUCGCGCUGAAAAGAUUAUUAAGUUAGCAGAGAGUAGUAUAGCAGUUGAAACCAGCUUAAGUGUGAAUGACGAAAUAGAUGCAUUCUGUACGCAUCACACUCAUCCUAAUAGCAAUAUGAGUUAUAAUAAUCCAACCAUUAUAGAGCCAUUAACUGAAAAUAGCAACCAAUUAAUUAAUAUUGUUCCAGAACCCUCAGUUUCAAGCACGAGCUUGAAAGUAUCAAAACUCACCUCCUCAUCUGCAUCAUUUACAAAAAAGAGAAAAAGAGAUGUAAUUCUUUCAUCAUUUGUCUCAAUGAGACGUAAGACAAAGUCAUCUCCUAAUAAUUCACAGAAUGAGUAUAAUACGUGUUUUGAGAAAACUUCAGAAUACCCGCAUGUUCCUAAUAAUGAGGAAAAUAUGGCUGGAUCCAUCAGUAUUCGUUCAACUAAUACACAUAGUACAGCAGCAGAAUACCAUGAUAAUGAUAACAUGUCAAGCAAAGGGCCCAAUGAACACAAUAUAGGAGAUAAUAAUACUAGUGCAACCUUAUCUAACUCAUCACUUGAAAAAAAUAACAGUUUUACUGACAUACAUUCAUCACAGCCACCUCUAAUUGUAGUUGAUGAAGAAGGUUAUUCUAUUCCUCCACCCAAUCGUGAAAUUUGGAUGGGCGAUACAAAUACAACUAAUGAUUCAUUGAUAGAUACAGAGGAUGUGAGUUCCGAAGGUGGAAGUUUAUUUAGCAAUCCACGUAUACGAGUAGACAUUAAAAAUGAAACUAUAAAAGAGAAUGAUGCUUCACAAUCUGCUGUUGCCCUUACACGAGUUUCCACCUUAUUAAAAGAAAAAAAUGUAGCUGGAUUAAGUACAAGGAAGCCUCGUGGUCGAAGGGAAAUAAGGACAACUCAAUUAUAUUCUGUUGCUGAGCAAGUUCAGCCACUUUCUCAAAGUGAUAAGUCUAGUGUGAAUGAAACACCAAUAAUAUCAACCUCAUCCUCAGCUUUAUUUAAUCCAUUUGAAGCAAGCCAAGAAAAAUUAGAUGAAGUAGUGCAUGAGGUGCCUUCAAUUGAUGUUAAUGUUACGGAAACAAUACAUGCUCUUUCUAAGGGAGGUAUAUCAGAAAAUAUUCUUGUUUGGGGGAAAAUUAGCAUUCAGUAUAAAGGGCCCACAGAAAGUGAGAUACCAAUUUGCUUCAAGCUUAAUUGUAAUGAAAGAUUAGAAUCCAUUGAGACAACAGACUAUGUUGAUGUAUUGGAUGGAUAUAGUGUGAAUGAUACUAUUUUCAAAAUCAAUACACAUUUGUUUUAUGACAAAGAAGGAGUGAAUGAGCAUGUUAUGUGCAUAAAAUAUCAAACAAGGUUAAAUAAUGACUAUUUACCGCUCAUCAUAAAACCUAUGUGGAAAUGUGACCUCGAUAAAAGUCGUUUACUAGUUAAAUAUCAUAAAAAUAUUAAUAUUUCAACAAUGAGCAACGUUAUUUUCGCUACUUCUAUAACAAGUGAUGUUCAAAAUGCUUCAAGUAUCCCUACAGGUGAGCUCAUUUUAUCGCAGAAGAGAAUGGGGUGGCAUAUUGGUCAAAUCAGUAACGAUGUUCCUGAAAAUGAGUUAGUAAUUAAGGCACAAUUUAUAACACUUCAACAAGCAUCUCCUCAGCCAAUUGCUGCCCGAUUUGAAGUGGAAGGUCAACUAUUGACUGAUUUGACUUUAGAACAAGGUGUAGAUCCUGUUUUGUAUUGGGCUAAAAUUUGCAAUGUAACUAAAAUUAUGAAAGCAGGCAAAUAUAUUGCCGAGGUUUAAUUUAUUUUAAUUCUUUUAAUAAGGUAUAAUAAAUAAUGGUUAAUUUUAAUUAUAUAUUAUUACAAAAAAAAAA